Molecule: messenger RNA, 2353 nt
Organism: Erigeron canadensis
Lineage: Eukaryota; Viridiplantae; Streptophyta; Magnoliopsida; Asterales; Asteraceae
Exons: 7
Coding region: 151-1362 (403 amino acids)
Source: RefSeq, a predicted model, not a curated record
AGGAAAUAAAGAAAUCGCAAUGAACAGCUGAAAUUGUUGUGUGUAGCUCUCCGGUGGAGGAGGUGGUGGUUUGUGGUGGUGCCUUUAAAUUAGAUUAGAAACCCUAACACGUACAGCCGCUUUCUUGUCUUCAUUCAUUCUUCUGUUGCCAUGGCUACCUCUAUUGAUGAUGAGGCAGAUGGUGCUAAGGUUAAGCGCACACGCAAAACUAAACUCAACCAUACCUCUUCUAAUGCUACCAAAUUUGUGGACGAUGUUCUUAAUGGUGACAAUGACUUCUGUGUCGAGAAUUUCCGUAUGGACAAACAUGUUUUUUAUAAGUUGUGUGACAUUUUUCAAGCCAAAGGUCUGCUGCGUCACACUAGCCGCAUUAAAAUUGAGGAGCAACUUGCCAUUUUUAUGUUCAUCGUUGGCCAUAACCUACGUACUCGUGCAGUCCAGGAGCUCUUUAAGUAUUCAGGGGAGACCAUUAGUCGCCAUUUUAACAAUGUCCUUAAUGCAAUUAUUGCCAUUUCUCUAGAUUUCUUUAAGCCCCCCGCCUCUGAAAUCCCUCCAGAAAUCCGAAAUGAUCCAAGAUUUUACCCUUAUUUCAAGGAUUGUGUGGGAGUUGUUAAUGGCAUGCAUUUCCCAGUGAUCGUGGGCAUAGAUGAGCAAGGACCUUUUCGCAACAAAUAUGGUGUUCUUUCACAAAACGUUCUUGCUGCAUGCUCAUUUGAUAUGAAGUUCCAUUAUGUUCUGGCUGGUUGGGAAGGCUCAGCACCAGAUUUGAAAGUUCUUAAUUCAGCUCUUACAAGGAAAAACAAGCUUCAAGUCCCUGAAGGCAGAUACUUCCUUGUCGAUUUUAAGUAUGCAAAUAUUCCAGGGUUCAUUGCUCCAUAUAUAGGUGCUCCAUACGGGUUAUUUGAUUAUAAAAAUGGGUCCCAACCGCAAGAUGCAAAAGAGUUAUUCAAUCAUCGCCACUCGUUGUUGAGAAGCAUUACUGACAGAACAUUUGGGGCCCUCAAAGAGCGUUUCCCCAUACUGAUGUUAGCUCCUUCUUACCCUUUACCGACACAAGUGAAGUUGGUGGUUGCAGCUUGUGCUUUACAUAAUUUCAUUCGUGAUGAGAAACCGGACGACCAUAUCUUCAAUAAGUUUGAGAAUGAAGGUUGUGUUCAACAGUUGGAGGAAUCAAUGGCACAACCACUUGAUUUUGAAAAGCCAGAGACGAUGAUCCAUGGAGAGAAUCAAAUGAUGGAUGCAGAUUUCCCCUUUGAUGCCCAACAAGUAGAAAACUGUUCAGAAUUGCGUGACGCAAUUGCGGCCGAGAUAUGGAAUGAUUAUAUUCAUGAUUUCCCAAUUACUGAAGUAUUGCAUGGUUGACUUAGCUAGGCACUUCUCCUCUUUUGCUCUUUCUUUUAGAUGGUAGCCGGUAGGUACAUAUUUAGCUUUAUUGGGAGGAGGCGGGGUCUCUAGUAAUUGUAAUUGACAUUUUUGAUGCAGUAAGAAGUAAGAUCAAGUCUGUCUUUGUUUGAGGUGGAUCUAAAAAGGACUUGCUAGGGUGUCACCUCAAUAUACUUUUUUUUUUUUCUGUACUUUUUCUUUAUCUCAUUGUAUAAAUUUCUACUUUCGAAAUUGCGGAAGAGAAAAAUUACAAAACUGUGUUAUUUUUAUGAGAGGGCCAAAGUGUUCAACUCUUGGAGUCUUGAUGGUAUCAUACGACUUUAUAUCAUGAUGGAAAUAUGUAUCUCUGAAGGCUAUAUGUGGUGUAGAAUAAUUCUUUUACUCAGUUCCACGAAAUUUGCAGUUGCAAGCUUUUCUCGUUGCCCUUGCAACUACCUGCUAGUGCUUCUGCAUUAUCUUCUAAUAAAGGUAUAAAUAUAUAAGGGAGUGAAGAUAAAUAGAUGACCGGAGGCAGCGAUCUAAGCCAUGUCUCCUAUCGACACCUAUCCAGCAAAAGACCAUGAUCCAGAGGAUGGACUGUCCGCAGGACCUGUUUUGGCAAAGUUUAUCUUGUCCAGGUCAUCCGAAUUGAAGAAGGUGCACUUAGAUAUGGGCUGAGGCAUAGACAAUGAAAUGCUUAUUCAAGAAAUGAAAAAUUGUAGAUGAAAGGAUCUCUGUUAUACACCCCACCUGCAUAAUCAGUGUUAAAAAUCAUAGUCACUUUAGAUUGGUCAUUUUUAGUGGAGAUUGAUGAUAUGAUGGUCAAGUGUUUUGCUAUAUGAAUUUUUUGUGAUUGUUUUGGUUUGUCUUUCGUGUUGAUUCCGUCGUUGGAGUCGACACAAAUGGUUAGUUGCAAAUUUGUACCGGAUGAUAACUCGACAAGAGCCAUAUUAGAAGGAUGAAUUCAACCUGCCACAAUAUGAUAUUGAAA